AUGAGAGGUACCGUGCAAGUGUUCCUCGUGUUCCUUCUAGCAACUGUGUCCCACUGUGCGGUGAUCACAGGGGCCUGUGAACGAGAUGUCCAGUGUGGAGCAGGCACCUGCUGUGCUAUCAGCCUGUGGCUGCGGGGGCUGCGGUUGUGCACCCCACUGGGUCGGGAAGGAGAGGAAUGCCACCCAGGAAGCCACAAGAUCCCCUUUUCUAGGAAACGCCAGCACCACACCUGUCCUUGCUCACCCAGCCUCCUGUGCUCCAGGUUCCUGGAUGGCAGGUACCGCUGCUCCCGGGACUUGAAGAACGCCAACUUUUAG
Alexandromys fortis (reed vole) is the source of this 318-nucleotide messenger RNA. RefSeq names its product prokineticin 1 (gene Prok1). The coding region runs from base 1 to 318 and encodes 105 amino acids. The record is from RefSeq and is a predicted model, not a curated record. The transcript has 3 exons. Lineage: Eukaryota; Metazoa; Chordata; Mammalia; Rodentia; Cricetidae. Gene Ontology annotation, biological process: endothelial cell proliferation.